Ipomoea nil (Japanese morning glory) is the source of this 759-nucleotide messenger RNA. RefSeq lists its product as uncharacterized. NCBI's taxonomy places the organism in Eukaryota, Viridiplantae, Streptophyta, Magnoliopsida, Solanales, Convolvulaceae. The transcript has a single exon. The coding region runs from base 1 to 759 and encodes 252 amino acids. The record is from RefSeq and is a predicted model, not a curated record.
AUGACUGAUUGCAAGCCACUAUCCACUCCAGCCGCAGUCACGCAAGCCAUAUCUCCGGUAACAAGCCCGUACGAGAACCCGACUCAAUACCGACGGUUAGCCGGGGCACUCCAGUAUUUGACCAUCACACGACCGGACUUGUCUUAUGCUGUGAAUAGGCUCUACCAGUUCAUGCAGACCCCCACUGAUGAGCACUGGGGUUUACUCAAACGGGUUCUACGGUAUGUAAAGGGCACGCAGGAAUUUGGGCUUAAACUAUCAGCUUCACCAUCGGCUGACAUCCAUGCUUACUCGGACUCCGACUGGGCUGGGUGUCCGAUUGAUCGCAAAUCCACAAGUGGUUAUGCCGUGUUUCUUGGGUCGAAUCUUGUCUCUUGGGUCUCUCGCAAGCAACGCACGGUAGCUAGGUCCUCCACCGAAGCUGAAUACAAGGGGCUAGCCGAUGUCGCAACUGAAGUUACUUGGGUUGUGUCCCAACUUCAGGAACUUGGCCUACAUUCAGGGGCCCCGACAACUCUAUGGUGUGACAAUUUAGGCGCCACUUACAUGUGCGCUAAUCCAGUUUUUCAUGCUCGGACUAAGCAUGUUGAGAUUGACUACCACUUCGUCAGGGAUAAGGUAGCAUCAGGGGAUUUUUUGGUUAAUUUUAUUUCCACCAAAGAUCAGUUAGCCGACGUCUUCACCAAGCCUCUUCCGUCAGCUCGCUUUGGGACUCUACGAGACAAGCUUGGUGUUGUAUCCACACCACCUUCAGCUUGA